Papaver somniferum (opium poppy) is the source of this 743-nucleotide messenger RNA. Its product is annotated as 40S ribosomal protein S23. Gene Ontology annotation, biological process: translation. Gene Ontology annotation, cellular component: ribosome; cytosolic small ribosomal subunit. Gene Ontology annotation, molecular function: structural constituent of ribosome. The record is from RefSeq and is a predicted model, not a curated record. The transcript is spliced from 4 exons. Bases 143 to 571 code for a protein of 142 amino acids. NCBI's taxonomy places the organism in Eukaryota, Viridiplantae, Streptophyta, Magnoliopsida, Ranunculales, Papaveraceae.
AGGGCAAUCCGUAAAAGAUUUAGUAUAAGGGUUUGGGUUUCUUUAGCGGCUCAAGGGUUUUCUUCAUCUCCUUGGUUUUCUCAUCUCGCCUUAUACAACCUUCUUUCUUUUCGCAGUCGAGCAACUUGUUUUCUCAGCAAUCAUGGGGAAAACUCGUGGUAUGGGAGCUGGUCGCAAGCUCAAGUCUCACCGUAGAAGGCAAAGGUGGGCUGACAAGUCAUACAAGAAGUCUCAUCUUGGAAAUGAAUGGAAAAAGCCAUUUGCCGGUUCUUCUCACGCUAAGGGAAUCGUUCUUGAGAAGAUAGGUAUUGAGGCUAAGCAGCCUAACUCUGCUAUCAGAAAGUGUGCACGAGUUCAGUUGAUUAAGAAUGGAAAGAAGAUUGCUGCUUUUGUGCCCAACGAUGGUUGCUUGAAUUACAUUGAAGAAAAUGAUGAGGUGUUGAUUGCUGGGUUUGGACGUAAAGGACAUGCAGUAGGAGAUAUUCCCGGAGUUAGGUUUAAGGUUGUGAAGGUAUCAGGAGUCUCACUUUUGGCCUUGUUCAAAGAGAAGAAAGAGAAGCCAAGGUCUUAGUUUACUUGAGAAUGGUUGCAUAAUUUAAUUCUAGGUUAGUUUUUUGUUACUUUAAAUGCAAGAAUGAUGGCUUCCAGCUACUCGCUGAAAAGUGAAUUUUAUGACCAGUUAUAUACUUGUGCUGUUCUAUUUUUGAACUUAUUAUUACAUUUCUCUUUCGAUGGAACGCAAA